This is a messenger RNA of Ziziphus jujuba (common jujube), 2082 nucleotides long. Its product is annotated as protein SIEVE ELEMENT OCCLUSION B-like. The record is from RefSeq and is a predicted model, not a curated record. Gene Ontology annotation, biological process: phloem development. NCBI's taxonomy places the organism in Eukaryota, Viridiplantae, Streptophyta, Magnoliopsida, Rosales, Rhamnaceae. The transcript is spliced from 7 exons. Bases 1 to 2082 code for a protein of 693 amino acids.
AUGGCGUUGCUAAGAUCAGGAAAGCCUAGGAAGUUGAGGAUGCCAAUCAUCGUCCCUGAUGAAAUGGUGUAUGGGACAAUCUCUGCCACCGAUGAGAAAAAGUUGGAUGUUGAAUAUCUUCUGGAUCUGGUCGAAAACAUCCUGCUUACUGCCACUCAUGACGUCCAGCGUGGGACACCUGAGCAGAACACGGAAUUCAGGCGUCCUGAUUCCAGUUUCAAGUCACCAUCAAAUACAAUCAAGCAGAUUUCCAUCGAACUGGUGGCAAACACGGCCCAAGGUGAUAAAGUAAAAGUUGAGAAAACGGCGGUGACAAUCCUGAACUUGCUAUCAAGCUAUUCGUUGGAUGCAAAGCUAGCGCUGAGCCUUGCCGCUUUAGCUAUGGAGAUUGGGGAAUUCUGGCGACUCAAGAAGGACUUGACCGAUCAGUCACCCUUACCAAAAGAAUUCUGCUUGUCAAUGGCAAUCUUGAAGUUCGAAUCAACCGAUAUCGUAGACCAGAAAGACGACCAGCAGCAAAAGCCAAUUGUUGAGCUUAACAAUCUCAUCAUGCUCAUUUUGGAAGUUACCAAAUCCAUCUUUGAGCUGGAGAAGCUACGUACCCAAUAUACGAGUGCAGAUGUACCAGGACUCUUAACAACUAUCCGAAAACAUGUGUAUGGGACAAUCACAAGUAUUGUGGCUUGUGCAGCUCAGAUUGCCUAUUUUAAAAGCCAUGAGGGGCAAACACAAGAUCUAACGAAAUGGAUUGAGUAUCUCGCAUCUGUCCAUGAAGAUCUUGAAAAGCAUAUACGAAUUAGCGAGCAGCAGAUGGACAUUUUAAAGCUGCUGAUUUCUACCGAGAAUGAUACACAUUUACUCCAUAUUAAUGAUGGUUCCACUACUGCAGGUGUGAGCAUCGACGUCCUUUCUAUGAAAGAUGUUCUCUUGAUAAUUUCAUGUUUAGACAUUUCGGACAUCGAUAUUAUGAAUCUCCAAAAGAUUUAUGAAGGAAUAAAAGGCUACAAGCAUUACAAGAUGGUAUGGAUCCCAAUUGUGGAGGAAUGGACUCUUGCGCAACUCCAACUAUUUAUGAAACUUCGAGAUCAAAUGCCAUGGUAUGUUGUACAAAUGGUCUCAACCAUUGCAGGCAUCAAGUUCAUCAAAGAGGAGUGGCACUUUAAUGGUAACCCUAUCGUCGUGUUACUAAACCAACAAGGUGAGGUCGAAAACCCUAAUGCACUGCCAUUGAUCCGGGUAUCGGGAAUGGAGGCCUUUCCCUUCACUAAGAUGGCUGAAGAUGCCAUACCUCAUUUGGAGAACUGGCUACAUCUUGUAGCCAAACACAUUCAUCCAAGCAUGCAAUCAUGGAUGGAAGAGGAAAAGUACAUUUUCUUCUACGGUGGAACCGACCAACACUGGAUUAAAAAGUUCCAAAGCCACAUAAAAAAUGUUGACCUUGGAAAAUUUUUGAAAGAUGGAGAAAAGGAAGGAAGCACCGGCAUAGAGUCGGUAGAAAUUGGAACGAAUGAGAUGGGGUUUUGGAGCAUCAUAGAAAGUCUGUACUUGAUCAAGGUUCAUCAGGAGGAGGUCAAGGGUGGUCGUGGUGGUGAUGAGACACUACAAAUACUCCAAAAGCUACUUUCCAAUAAAAUAGAGACCAAUGGAUGGGGUAUUCUUGUUAAAGGUUCAAAUGUGAUAAUUGCUGAUCAGGGUUCCAAUAUCUCAAAGGCCUUGAAGAAGCUGGUCAUUAAACUUCAGAGCGAGGAGGAAAAUAAUUUUCAUGAGGAAAAAUUUGAAACUAUAUUCCAGGAGUACCACAAACAAGUGGCUGACAUGUUUAGCCACUCUUGCCAGAUUAAUAUUCCAAGCGCAGCUGCAAAUAUUAUUCCAAAGACCAUGAAAUGCCUUGAAUGUGGUCAAGUAAUGGACACAUUCAUCAGUUUUCGUUGCACCAAAAGUUCGACCACCAACCAACAAAAUUCAUCUGCCAACAAUUUUAAGAUCAAACCAAGGGGCUUUUAUCCUUGUUACCCUCCUUACCCUCCUUAUCCUCCUUAUCCUCCUUAUCCUGCUUAUCCUCGUUAUCCUCGUUAUCCUUGA